AAGGGGGAACGCACCGGUGCUCCAGUGUUGCUGCCUAAACGCUUUGUCAGUAUUUUUUUUAAAUCAGACUUUAGUUUUGACAAAGUUGAACAACUGUGCUGUCAAUGUCAGCACAGGUAGAGAAGUGGAUCCCGGAAGAAGAACGCGGUGUGCAGGUUACCAGGUUGUUUGUGCAGCCUUCACGCGCCUGUUCCUAAAGGUGUUUUUUUUUUUUUUUGUCUCGGUUUGUAACAAACUUUUAAGCGCGAGAGAAGAUGAAGGAGCUGAGGAAGAAGAAGCUGUUCGUCCUGGUGGAUGUCCUCUGCGUUUUGGUUGCGGCUCUGCCCUUCAUCGUCAUGACCAUCGUGUUCAAGCCCUAUCAGAGAGGUGUUUACUGCGAUGAUGAAAGCAUCAGGUACCCCUUAAAACCAGACACCAUCACCCACGGCAUGCUGGCCGCCGUCACCAUCACCUGCACCGUCAUCAUCAUUUCCUCUGGAGAGGCUUACCUGGUUUACAGCAAGAGGGUUUACUCCAACUCGGACUUCAACCAAUAUGUGGCUGCACUCUACAAGGUCGUGGGUACGUUCUUGUUUGGAGCAGCUGUCAGCCAAUCACUGACCGACCUUGCCAAGUUCACCAUUGGCCGCCCAAGACCAAAUUUCAUGGCCGUUUGUGCUCCGAAGGUCUGCACAGGAUAUAUGCACGUGAUCAACUGCACUGGGAAACCACAAGAUGUCACCGAGUCCAGGUUGUCCUUCUACUCUGGUCACUCCUCUUUUGGAAUGUAUUGUAUGCUUUUCCUCGCACUCUACGUGCAGGCCAGACUGGUGGCUAAGUGGGCCAGACUUCUGCGACCCACCAUUCAGUUCUUCCUGGUAGUCUUCGCAGUCUACGUGGGUUACACCCGAGUCUCUGAUUACAAGCACCACUGGAGCGACGUGCUGGUGGGUCUGCUGCAGGGAGCACUGGUCGCUGUACUCAAUGUGCACUUUGUGUCAGACUUCUUCAAAAAGCGUCCUCCCCGUUGCAUUAAGCCGAACUCAGCCGACAGCGACGAGCCGGGCAGGAAACCCAGCCUGCAGAUCGCAGACUCGGACCACUCCAACCAUUACAACUAUCACCACAGCCCCGGCCCUGUGUGACAGGUGGCUGACGCGGGGGAGAGAGGCCGCAGUACACAACACCCCGAACCUGUGUGUUGGGAUGUAACCCAGCAGCUUCAGCCUGUGUUGAUGGCAGUUGAUGGUGUGGAGAACAUCUUUGGUCAGCUGCUGUCCUGAGGCUCUGCGACAUCAGACGUUUCGUGACGGUGACGUGUUCAGUCUUUUUUACCCACACAGGUUUCAUUGGCCAUGUGCAUCUCUUUUCCAAAGGUGUUUUUUCAGAAAUGUGGUCUGUAGCCCGCGGCCUUAAACCCCACAGCUCUGCUUCUUGAUGUCAACCACUCACACUUCACCUGCUCCCCAACCACUGGACCGACUGAGGGCGCUGCAUCUGAUGCUGGGCCUUUGAGCCCCCUCUCAAAGACAAAGAAGGUGACCUCCUUAACUCCUGUAAGAGAGAGAGGAGUCAAUUGUUUUGACAGAAACCAGUGUUGAUGUUAAAGUGUAUUUGUGUAUCGCUACAUUAAGAGAUUUUUUUUAAAGCUGCUAACAGAAAGUCAGUUUUUGAGCAGGCGGUGAUGCUACGUCAGAGGAGCUGAUGCUGCACGGACAGUUGGCCACUGACUUCAGUGUAACACAAACGCUGUCCAGUCAACAUGUAAAUCUAUCAAACCAACUCAAAGAUGAAUGAUUUAUUCCUUAUAUUAGACCCAAAGAUUAUUUCAUCUAAGUGAAGUCCUUGUUCUUUGGGUUAAACACUACAGUUCUUCUAUAGAACAUCAGUCAUGACAAGUGUGUUUCAUCUCUGACAAACACUGCUCUGCCUCCAGGACCACACGUCAGUCACACACACACUCUCAGACCUAAAAGAAUGUAGUUUGGAUUUGACUCUGAGAUUUAACAGAAAUAAUAUAAUGUAAUAAAAUCAGCUUUAAGCAGUAGGAUUUUAGAAGAAUUAGAAUUUUCUGCUUAGUAUCACAUGAGUCAGAGGAUGUUUAUCAAACACACAACGAUGAAAGUCUCCCAUCCUGUCGGAAAAUUUCUAACUGCCAAAAAAGGAGGCCUUUUUGUAGAAUAACACUAAGAUAUUUUGAAGUGAUUUUACAGUUGCAUUCUUUGUUUUGAAUAUUAUUUAAAGUCUGAUUCAGCAGCUUAGAAACCGGACGCACACAGUUGUACAGACUGGGUCAGUCUCCACAGCAGUCGGACUUUUUACCAAUGUAUAAAUGUAACUGUUUUGGGUUUUUUUUAUCUUUCUUUUCUGAUUGUUGAUCAUUCCCUCUGUGUAUAAUGGACUGCAGAGUUACAAACCUUAGAUGCAUAGAAGGAAAAGUUCCGGAAAACUGCAUGCAUUACACCACUACUACAACACUUAUCACAUUAGUCUCCAUUUUUGUUUCCUGUCUUCUUGUGUUUUUACAUAAUUUCCUUUAAAAAAAAAGUAAAAAAAACAGUAAUCAAAGAAGGAUAAGACAACCAUUUUUGGAAAUGGCGUUUUAAUUUAUUAUAAAUACGAGAAGUUGUUUAUUAACUUUAAUACGGUUGGAGAAGCCGGCGCUGUUGAGGUUAUUGUGCAAUCAUCCCUUCUUGCCACUAUGAGCCACAAAUACUUUUUAUUUUAUGAGAUGUGUUUGGCGCUCUGUGAAGGAUGUGUAUGUAUAUUUGCUUGCUUGUGUGUGUGUAGGUGGUUGUGGUUUUUCAUAAAGGUAAAUUUCACCUGGACAGUGUGUUUUGGCCUGGGGUCUCCACAGACUGGCCUCCAGUGACGUUACCACACAGACGGAUCCAGCUCUGGGUCUAAACAUGAGCCAGAUGUGUUGGCAGGGCCUUUAAAGCCACGCUGUAAUGAUAAUGGGCCACAUUCCCAACUGCCUUUUGUGAAACUAGCAACAGCUUUAUUCCUACUUCAAAGCCUGUUCCCCGUCCUCUUCCUGUGUUGAUAGAUAGGCUUGACUUGUGAUCGAGGCCUCCUGCAGUCCUGGUGCAACAUGCAGGACCUUGAAGGGAGACGUGGGCACAGGGCAGAGACGGGAGGACAGGGCGUUUCACCUGAUAGUCGUUGAGGCGGCCCUGAGGGUGAGCUGUGUUUCUGAGGAGGCGGGACCCUCCAGGGCCAGUGUUGUGGAGGUAUCCCAUGUUCAACCUUGGUCUCUGGGGAUGUUGUGUGUGCAUUAAAAAAAUGCUGAUUUAAAACAAGAAAACAUCUGUAAGUGGUUGAAGUGAAGUCUCCUCCCAACACUCUACAUCUAAAUCAUCUCAGCGUUACUGCCCCCAGACUAAUGGCCGACGUGAGCGGGCCGAGCAACAGGAACAGGAACUUCAUGGUAUUUGAAUCCCCCUGUAGUUAAGUUGAAGCCAAACUGUGUGUGUGUGUGUGUGUGUGUGUGUGUGUGUGUUUGUGAUGCCUGUGUGGUUUUAUUCUGGUUCGUGCUUUUAAACAGGCCUUUCUCUUGGUUCCAGCUUGUUGCUGUGGUCUGGAUUUAUGUUUUGCUCUUGUGUAUACUGAAUCUAUAGUCAGAGAAAUCAGAUAAUUUAAAUAAAUAUAUUAUCCACUUUC
Molecule: messenger RNA, 3642 nt
Organism: Cynoglossus semilaevis (tongue sole)
Lineage: Eukaryota; Metazoa; Chordata; Actinopteri; Pleuronectiformes; Cynoglossidae
Gene: plpp2b
Product: phospholipid phosphatase 2b
Exons: 6
Coding region: 255-1124 (289 amino acids)
Biological process (GO): signal transduction; phospholipid dephosphorylation; phospholipid metabolic process
Cellular component (GO): plasma membrane
Molecular function (GO): phosphatidate phosphatase activity
Source: RefSeq, a predicted model, not a curated record